Thalassophryne amazonica is the source of this 2150-nucleotide messenger RNA. RefSeq names its product pinin, desmosome associated protein (gene pnn). Bases 36 to 2054 code for a protein of 672 amino acids. The transcript is spliced from 9 exons. Gene Ontology annotation, cellular component: catalytic step 2 spliceosome. The record is from RefSeq and is a predicted model, not a curated record. NCBI's taxonomy places the organism in Eukaryota, Metazoa, Chordata, Actinopteri, Batrachoidiformes, Batrachoididae.
ACGACCCACGUGACCUCUGUUAAAGUUGAACAAAGAUGGCGGUGGUGGUGCGGAGCUUGCAGGACCAGCUGGAAAAAGCUAAAGAGAGUUUAAAACAUGUCGAUGAUAAUAUCCGAAAAUUGACCGGACGGGACCCCAAUGAAUCGAGGCCGGGUCUGCUGCGGCGGCUCAGCGGUCCCAUGGCGCCUGGCGUGGGCGGAGGUAGAGGCAGAGGCAUCAAUUUGCUCAGACGUGGUCUCUCUGAGAUGGGAAGCGGUGGCCCCCCUGCUAAACAGAGGGACAUAGAAGGUGCACUCUUGAGGCUGGCAGGGGACCAGAGGGCCAGGAGAGACCCACGUCACGACUCUGACGCCGAGGAUGACGAUGAUGUCAAAAAGCCGGCGUUGCAGUCGUCUGUUGUAGCUACCUCCAAGGAGAGAACACGCCGAGACCUGAUCCAAGACCAGACCAUGGAUGAGAAAGGCAAACAGAGGAAUCGGCGUAUGUUCGGCCUGCUGAUGGGAACGCUGCAGAAGUUCAAACAGGAGUCAAACGUCUCCUCAGAGAAGCAAAAACGUCGCUCUGAGAUUGAGCAGAAGCUGGAGGUUCAGGCAGAAGCUGAGAGAAAGAAGGUGGAGAACGAGAAGAGGGAGCUGUUUGAGGAGCGACGAGCCAAACAGACGGAGCUCCGACUGCUGGAACAGAAAGUUGAAUUAGCUCAACUGCAGGAGGAGUGGACGAGCCACAACAACCGCCUGAUCAAAUACCUUCGCACCAAAGCCAAACCUCACAUCUUCUACAUGCCUGGAAAAAUGUGCUCCGCCUCCCAGAAACUUCUUGACGACUCCACCAAGAAGCUGAAUGCUGUAUUUGAGGAGAGGCGAAACGCUUUCGCCGAACACCUCAACAAGAUGGAGUCCCGUCCCCGGAGACAACCAAACCGUGAUCCAGACGGCGGCACAGCAACGAUGAGGAUGGACAACCCGACGGAGGGUAAGCCCACAGGCCAGAUAGUCAAAGUGCCAGGUAACAGGGGUGACAUAGACAUAGAGGAGGAGGAGGAAGAAGAGGAGGAAGAGGAGAGGGGAAAAGAGGUUGAAGGGAAGGUGGGGGAGAAGGUGGUGGAAGAGGGGGAGGAAGUAAUGGAGUGUGGUGAGAAGCAACCAGCAGAAGAGAAGGAAAAGGAGGAAAGUCCACAGUCAGAGGAGGUGGAGAUGGAGGGAGUAGAGCAGGGGGGAGGAGUUGGAGGAGAGCUAGAGGAAGGCGUUAGAGGAAAGCUGGAUGGAGAGCAGGGAGGAGGAGGAGUUACAGGAGAGCAGGGAGGAGGAGAAGUUACAGGAGAGCAGGGGGGAGGAGGCAUUACAGGAGAGGAGGAACACACCGAUGGUAUGGCAAAUGAAAAGACCCCAGACGUCCAGCCAUCAGAACCAGCCGUGCCCGUCCAGGAACCUGUAGAACCCUGUGCAGAGCCUGAGCCUGCCCCCAUCAUCAAGGUGCAAACAGAGAAGUCCCCCAAGACACAAGAGGGUGCUCCAGUCUCCCAGCAAGUAUCCUGUGAGCCUGUGCAGGAUUUGAUUUCCCCCAGCAUCGAAAAUCAAAAAGCAGAUGGAGCACCAGGUCCUGAAGUGCCACAAAAACACGACUUCAUUGAAGAUCUGCCGUCUGUUCCAGCAAAGAUGAGAGAUGAGGAGGAGGAAGGUGGGAGAGGGAGGAAGAAGGAGAGAGAGCAGAGGAAGUCUCGCAGUCGGAGUAACAGCUCGUCGUCUUCCUCCUCUGGCUCCUCGUCUAGUGGGAGUUCCUCCUCUUCCUCUGGAUCCAGCGGCUCUUCCUCGUCAUCUUCCUCCUCCUCCUCAUCCAGCAGCCGAAGCCGCAGCAGAGAGGGCAGCAAACGCAAGAGGAGGCCAUCGGAUCGCGGUAGUGACCGAAAGAAGGGGGAGCGGAGUCGUCGCAGGAGAGGGAGCAGUGGCGGAGGAGGAAGGGACGCGAAGGAGAGGAGGAAGAGAGGUGAGGAAGGCCGGGGCAGGUCAUCCCGGAUUGAGAGGGAUCACAAAGACCGGAAGGACAAGAGACGCUAAAUCCAAGCAAACGGAAGUUUCCCUUCACACAUUUUCCACAUUGUCCUGACUUGUGGUUUUUAAGGUAGAAAUUUAAGAAAUAAAAACAGCAUCCUU